GCGGUGGGAAUGCGUCUGUAGCUCUGCUGCUCUGUGCCUCGCCUCGGGCCGCGCCUGAGCGAGGAGCUCCUGUGAGGAAGCGGGGCUGCCGCCUCGGGACGGCUCGGACUGCGCCGUGCCAAGGAGCUGUCGCUUCCCGCCAAAUAAAGAAGAAUGUCCUUGUUUAAAGCUAGAGACUGGUGGUCCACCAUACUUGGAGAAAAGGAAGAAUUUGACCAAGGCUGUCUAUGUGUUGCUGAUGUUGAUAAUAGUGGCAGUGGACAAGAUAAAAUUAUUGUGGGCAGUUACAAGGGAUAUCUCCGAAUCUUUAAUCCACAUCCUGUGAAACCUGGAGAUGAAGUACAACCUGAAGACUUGCUCUUGGAAGUGCAGUUGCGAGAGCCAAUAUUGCAGGUUGAAGUGGGAAAAUUUGUUUCUGGUACUGAGGGACUUCAUCUAGCUGUGUUGCAUUGCCGAAAACUCUGUGUGUAUGCUGUUUCAGGAACUCAGGGGAAUGUGGAGCAUGGGAACCAGUAUCAGAUUAAACUGAUGUAUGAGCACAAUCUUCAGAGAACUGCUUGUAAUAUGACUUAUGGCCCAUUUGGUGGUGUAAAAGGUCGAGAUUUGAUCUGCAUACAGUCCAUGGAUGGGAUGCUCAUGUUGUUUGAACAAGAAAGUUACGCUUUUGGCCGGUUUUUACCUGGUUUUCUUCUUCCUGGUCCCUUGGCUUAUAGCUCUCGCACAGACUCUUUCAUUACAGUGUCUUCUUGUCAGCAGGUUGAGAGUUACAAAUACCAAGUGCUGGCAUUUGCAACAGAUGCUGAUGAAAGACAAGACACAGAACAGCAAAAACUCAGUUCUGGAAAAAGACUUCUGGUGGAUUGGGUUUUAAACAUCGGAGAGCAAGCACUGGAUAUAUGCAUUGUCUCAUUUAAUCAGGGAGUUUCUUCUGUUUUUGUGCUUGGUGAAAGAAACUUCUUUUGCCUUAAGGAUAAUGGGCAAAUACGAUUCAUGAAAAAACUUGAUUACAAUCCGAGUUGCUUCAUUCCUUACUGUUCAGUGCGAGAAGGAACAAUAAACACUUUAAUUGCAAACCACAGUAAAAUGUUGAAUGUUUAUCAAGAUGUUACAUUGAAAUGGGCCACUCAACUUCCCUGCAUUCCUGUAUCAGUAAAAGUAGCGAAUUUUCAAGACUUGAAGGGUGUUAUAGUCACUCUGAGUGAUGAUGGUCAUCUUCAGUGUUCAUACCUUGGAACUGAUCCUUCACUCUUCCAGGCUCCUAAGGUUGAUUCUAGGGAAAUAAACUAUGAAGAAAUGAAUGCUGAAAUGAAAGAGCUUCAGAAAAUCAUCAGGGAGGCCACAAAAAUGCAAGAUAUUUUGCCUGAAUCUGAAAAACAGAGAGAUGUAACUGUCACAGCAGAAGUUUCAGCUGAUCUGGAUGAAGAAUCUCAAGCCAUUGACAGUGAGGUAAAAGCAGGGGCUGUACCAUCAGUCACGGUAAAGAUAACAAUCCAGAGCAGAGUGACUGCGCAGAAGCCAAGCCUGGCUGUGUGUGUACAAGCUCCGUUAGCAGUGACCUCUGACCAGUUUGUCUUUGAUGAUUUCGAACCAGAUUCAUCUGAAACUGUGGUCCUGUCUGUCUUUUUGAAGGAGAAUUGUUCUCCACCAGAACUAGAAGGAACCUGUAUAGUUUCAUAUAUUAUACCAACAGAGCUCAAUCCUGAAGGAAUACCAAGAGUUUCACAGUGUAGCUUCAGUCUGCCUUUGAAGUUAGUUUGCUUUCCAGCUCAACCUUCAAAAGCAGCACACCACAAACUAACUAUUGAUACCAACAAACCUCCCAUCAGUUUUGUCACCAUUUUUCCAGAUUUUGUUGAUCUGUCUGAGGGUGACCAUGCAAAUGCUCUGGGAUUUCAGUUUUUAACAGGUUCAAAAACCACUCUUCUUGCUUCAAAAACAUCACAACGAUACAGGAUUCAGAGUGAUCAGCUGGAAGACCUUUGGCUGGUAACAAAAGAGCUCAUACACCGACUAGAAGAGCAUUUCAAGAAGCAAAACUGCAAGGACUUUGCAUGUACCUUUUCUGGUUCCAUUCCCCUGCAAGAAUAUUUUGAACUAAUUGAUCGACAUUUUGAGCUACGUUUGAAUGCUGAGAAAUAUCAGGAGCUGUUAUCUGAAAGGGCUGUACAGUUUCGAGCUAUUGAGCGGCGAUUGCUGACACGAUUCAAAGACAAAACUCCAGCUCCUCUUCAACAUCUGGACACCUUGCUAGAAGGAACAUUCAGAGAGGUAAUAGCUCUAGCAGAUGCAGCAGAAGAAAAUCAAGCCAACAUGUUCCAAGCAUUUGCAAAGUUGAAAAGUGCCACCCAUCUGGUGAUUAUGCUGAUUAGUUUGUGGCAGAAGCUCAGCACUGAUCAAGUUGCUAUUUUGGAAGCUACGUUUUUGCCAUUAGCAGAAGAUACACAAGAGCUGGGUUGGGAAGAAACUGUGGAUGCUGCAGUCUCUUACUUGUUAAGAACUUGUUUGUCAAAGAGCUCCAAGGAGCAGGCCCUGACUCUCAGCAGCCAGUUGUCCAUGCCCAAAGAUACCAGCAAACUGAAGAAGAACAUCACCCUCUUCUGUGAUAGAUUGGCCAAAGGUGGUCGCCUUUCAUUAAGUACAGACUCAGCCACUCAGCAAGCAUCUGUCAUGCCAGGUGGCUGCACUACAAUCCCAGAGUCUGAUUUAGAGGAAAGGACCAUUAUACCGGGCUCCGCAGCAAUGUUUGCCAGUCAUGGGCAGACCACAAAGCAGAAAUCCAAGCCUGGUCUGUCUGAGGAUGCAGCAGAGGAAACAAAAAGCCACGAACUCUGACGACGACUCUCAGGAGAAAUUUCUUUCUGAUGCCAGAUGAAUUUAUAAUGCAGCAGUACCAAUCCAUUUUACUCUGUAGUGAUUGCAGCUUCCAGAAGGAGAGGACUGUGCUAAUUUAUAUAAAAACAAAAAAAGUUCCGCUCUAAUAAUUUGGUUGGUUCUCCUUGCCAACUGCUAUCAUCCCUUCUGUGAGCAAAGUUUAAGCACUUACCCAACUGUGGUAGCGGUGUUGUGUUGUGUUUUACGAUAUAUCAUCCCUUUCUAAGGAUUCAGUUGAUUGAUCAAAGAUUGUUUAUACAUAGUUAAAAGCAACCUUUGUUUCAGGAUAUAUUUUGUCCUUUUAAAAAAGAUAUUCUGAACUGCACCUCCCUUUGAGAUUAUAUUAACAUUUGUUAUAUCACAGUUCUGACAAAAGAUAACUAUCUCGUUUCCUCCUGUACUAACAUUCAUGAUUCCAGACAGCUGAAUUCACCACCAGGAGAAAAACUGGUAAUCCAUCAACUCUUUCCCCCCUCCCUCUCAUUGCUUAUACAGACUCCUGCUCUCUAGAGAUAUAGAGUAAAAUAUGGUUACUGGACAUAAAGGGCAAACCUUUUUGCUGUUAACUAUGCCACUAUGAAUGGGAGUAAAGUUUACACUGUGAGUACCUUGAGCACAGCAACACAUGGAUCUUUUUAUGGUUACCUGUGAUUUCUGCUUUUCUUGUCAGUCUGCUCUAGCUAUGGGUAAGAUUUUCAAAAGUAACUACCAAUUUUUGAGUGCCUUAACUUUUAUUAAUCCAGUUGGAGGGUGUUUUGAGUGUUGUGUAUUUAGAAAUUGUAUUUUCUGAGUAUUGCCAUCUAAAUGCUUUUGUAUUUUGUCUAAAUGCUGAGUAUUGCCUUCUGAAAGUCAGGCCCCUGCAAGGUAGCUGAAAUAUAGCACCCAAUAAGUGAGGCAAACUUUGAGAGGACCUUGGCCUGGAAUUUGGAGAAGUCAGGCUAAUGUCUGGAUUUCUGUGAGUGAGUAGAGAUAUUACUAAAAUACGCUUGGAACUGAAAACAACUGAGAACUGGAUCAAGUGUAUAAACGGGCAUUUGAACAAGGCCUCUCCUGGCUGUUGCUACUUCAUACCAAAAUAUAAUUUGCAGUCUCUUGGAAGGCAGAUACAAAAUGCACUGAUAGCCCCAGUUUAGUUCAUGGUAGAUGCAAUUGCAUGAGCCAUCUCCACAUCCCACAUUGCUGUUGGUUUCCUCAACAGGGGUCCGCCAGCUCCUGUUCUAGCUGUAGUAAAGGCCCCUCCAACUCACUUCUGUGCUGUUUCAAAAGAGGUUAUAACAGUUGCUGUGGUCAAUGCUAGCUUGAUCUAUGGAUAAUAAGGAAACAUUUUUCAGAAUUUCUUAAGCCAUCAACCUUCAUCAUCUCUGUGUCUAUUUUCAACUUCUUUGCAUCCACCCCUAAAACAAAAGCAGCUUUGCAGCACUUGUGCAUCUGCUGCUUAACCCUCUGGCCCUACUCUGGCUCAGUACACGCUGUAACUGUUUCAAGAAGCCUUUUUCAACAUGUUAGCUAUUAAGUAGCUCAGUAGCCAAGGAACUGGGUAAAGCCUCUGAUACCUCUAGGGCUGAAGUGGGCUGUAACUCCCAACAAAAAUCACUGUUUCCCAGGAGACCUCAGAUUUAUCUACAAGUUGUGGGGGCAGAAAUCUUAUUUCUUUCCCAGAAAGGAAAAAACCCUACUUGUUAUGGAGUGAUUCUGCUCUCUGAGUUUUCUUCACUCUAAUCCCUCCCCUGUGGUUUUUGUCAGGAGGGUGGUAUCCUACCCAUUGUCAAGGUACCCUGCUGCGCUGUGAAAAUUACACAAUAAAAUAAUCUCCUGUAGUCUCUGUACACACCUCAGUGACCAAAGAAAGUCCAUGGAGAACUAAUCAAUUACUGUAGCUAUUAGGCUUAAACGUUAACUAUAGAUCUCAAAUCUUCUUUUGUCGUCUUGUCAGUGGCUACUAGGGAAUCUAGAAAAAUCAAGCACAGUUACUAGAGAAAGCCCAUACCAUAAUGGUGUAGAGUCCUGGACCAAAGAAUCCUAAAUUAUAGGCAUAUAAUAUAGCUGGAAAGUACACUGCUAUGAGACUUCUGUGAAAUAUAUUACUCUGUCAUGAUUCCCAUUACUGAAUGUGAUCCCAGUGCUCAGAGCUGCCUGGUUUCAUUGGGACUUCAGGGUAAAUGACAAGUAGGCACUCAGGUCAAUUAUAUCAUCCACUCUUAUUUAAGUUAUUUUCUGUCAUUUUAAGAGGUAAUGCUCUGAAGCACUCUUAUUUGCCUUUUCUGCUCCAUGCUUUGCAAAAUAAGGUCUCAUGAGAAUAGUUUCACAAAAAGGAGAAAAUAUGCUGGUAAUAAAGAGGAGGGGGGAAAGGAAGAAAAAGCUAGAAGUGUCUAUAGUAGUAAAAUAUGACCUCUUUGUGCUAAAUUGCAGUAUUUGAUAGUAUCAUCAAGAUUUAAAAGUUGCAUUGAAUAAAAAUUACUUACUUUCCCCCAAUGCCAAAUAGUCCAUCUAAUUCAGAGGAAGGAAGUAAUUGAAAUGUAGUCAUUUAUGCAGCAGCCUAAGAGGAAAUAUUGUAAAGUAAUUCUUAGCAGUUCUCAAAUGUAGUUUGAAUUUUUAAGAAAGUUCUUUUUUGGCUGGAAAAAGAUCAGGCCAAUUACAGGAAGCUUGGAAGCUAGAGAAGUGAAAGGAAACCUUACUAGUUUGGGGGAACCAUAUGUUUGGUUCUCAUCAGUAAUGUUUCUGAGACUGAAAGAGGCACUGGUGGCCAGUCAAACUGUUCUGAAUGGGAUUUUAGAGUAAUGCCUGCUCUUCUGGUCAGCUGAAAUAGGCAGCCUAUCUGCAUAUUUAGCUAUUUGAAUAGGAUUUUAUAUGGUUAAGCCAUUCAAAGAUUAAAAUUAAUUUUAAAUGGCAAUUUUAUUGGAAAUAAAUCUAAAAGGAAUUUUGUGAUAUUUUGAAAAUAAUGUUGUGAGUCAUGGCAUCCUUAUUAUCUAGAACUUUGAAAUACAUUUUCUAAAAUAAGUCCUAACAUAAAGCAUAUAUUUUUCUGUUAAGCAGGUAAAUACUUCUAAAGUUUUAAAGUUUACUUUCAAAAGGUUCUUGUCCAACGACUUUUCUUUAAUUUUGUUUUCCUGCCAUUGCAUUUUAGAAAAACAGAUUAAAACAAUUACUACUCUGAUGACCAAAAUCUGGAGGUCUGGACACUGCUCAUCUUUUGGGCUUUGUACACAAUGCUGAGUUCAAAUAAGACUGUGGUUUCCAGCCCCAGAUUCAUUCUUCUGUCCAACUAUUAUUCAACUGUGACACAGAAAAACAACAUUUUUCUACUUUCAAGGGGUUGGGUUUUGCUUUAUAAUGUCUUGUUAUUUUCUCUUUUCCAGCAUUUACUGUACAGAGAAAAUUAGAGAUAAGUUUCAAUAUUCUUGUAUUGCUUAUAAAGAAUAAUUUACUGCCAUAAACUGAAAUUUGUUGAGCAGAGAUUGUAUUUCUAUGUGAAGUUCUUCCAGCACUGGAAAAAAAAUUAAAAAAAAAUUUACAGGAUAUGCAUCAUAUUGAAUAAAUAUCUUUCCUUCUUAUCAGAAUCUUCUGUUUAUAAAUAAUCUAUUAAAAAAGCCAAACUGGUGCAAAAGUACUGUAAAAUAUGACAUACUCCUGAAACCA
Messenger RNA from Pseudopodoces humilis (Tibetan ground-tit), 6507 nucleotides. It is a transcript of the gene BBS9, whose product is annotated as Bardet-Biedl syndrome 9. Gene Ontology annotation, cellular component: membrane; BBSome. Gene Ontology annotation, biological process: cilium assembly. NCBI's taxonomy places the organism in Eukaryota, Metazoa, Chordata, Aves, Passeriformes, Paridae. The record is from RefSeq and is a predicted model, not a curated record.